CGGGGUCGGUUUGAAAACGGACCCAAGUGUUCCUGGCUGAGUACGGGAUAUAAGCUUUGUUCCUGGUUCUUGUAGUGAGCCGUUGUCCCCGUUAGUCCUGCUUUCUCCGUUACGUAGAAACAACCGGGGUGGCUCACUGGAAGGUGUGGAGAAACACGCUGAAGUGGACAUUUCACCUCGGACCUAUCUUUGUUAGCCAAACAUGCUAACUGGAAUUAGCGUAGCGUGCUUACGUUAGCCGGAAGUAGACGGAGACAGAACCACACAUGCUGCUGUGAUUCAGUCAACAUGAGUAAAGUCCAGAUGCAGCUCUCGUUGGUGAAGCAGCGACUCACUGCAGCUGCUGAGGAGAUAUUUGUUCUGUUUGAAAGAACGAUAGCAGAGUACGAGGAGGAACUGUCUCGGUCCAAAGAGGAGAACGAGAGACACCGGAAACUACUGGACGCUGUGUUACAGCCUCACAUCCGGAUACACAGAGCAGACGUCCAGCAGCUGGUGGUGGUUAAAGAAGAGGUUCCCCCUGAGCAGCAGGAGAGGGGCUCCAGUCUGGACCAAGAGGAGCAAGAGCCCCCCCCACACAUUAAAGAGGAACAGCAGGAACUCUGGAGCAGACGGGAGGGAGAGCAGCUUCAAGGGCUGGAGGAGGCUGAUAUCAUCGAGUUCACCUUCACUCCUGUCCCUGUGAAGAGUGAAGAUGAUGAAGAGAAACCUCCGUCCUCAGAGCUUCAUCACAGACAGACUGAACUCAUGGAAACACAAGCUGAUGGAGAGGACUGUGGAGGACCAGAACCAGCCUCAGAUCCAGAUACACAUUUACAACCAGAUACUGAGGACAACACUGGAGACUCUUCUGAACCUGAGACUGAUGGCUGUGGUGAUUGGAAGCAGACCAGAGAGCCUCAGCCAGGUUUAAGCUCUCUGAAAUAUGAUCAAGUCCCUGUCAGUGAUUCCAGAUAUAGUGCUGGAGGAAAAAACACUCAGCUGCUCAGUUUGUGAUAAAGAAUUUUGGCUCGAUAUAAAUCUAAAGACGCACAUGAUAACUCAUAAAGGAGAAGAUCCUUUCAGCUGCUCUGUGGGUGAGAAAUAUUUUCAACAGAGUGGAGACUUAAAGAAACUUACUAAUAUUCACACUGAAAAGAAACCUCACAGCUGCUCAGUUUGUCAGAAGUCUUUAAAAUAUAGAAGUAGAUUAAACGACCACAUGAGAUCACAUACA
Molecule: messenger RNA, 1216 nt
Organism: Eleginops maclovinus (Patagonian blennie)
Lineage: Eukaryota; Metazoa; Chordata; Actinopteri; Perciformes; Eleginopidae
Product: cilia- and flagella-associated protein 251-like
Exons: 2
Coding region: 289-996 (235 amino acids)
Source: RefSeq, a predicted model, not a curated record